Molecule: messenger RNA, 1886 nt
Organism: Cyprinodon tularosa
Lineage: Eukaryota; Metazoa; Chordata; Actinopteri; Cyprinodontiformes; Cyprinodontidae
Gene: pdia2
Product: protein disulfide isomerase family A, member 2
Exons: 11
Coding region: 76-1815 (579 amino acids)
Biological process (GO): protein folding; response to endoplasmic reticulum stress
Cellular component (GO): endoplasmic reticulum
Molecular function (GO): protein disulfide isomerase activity
Source: RefSeq, a predicted model, not a curated record
AACUUACACCGACACAUGUUCUGCAGGUUUCUCCACACCUGAGCAGAGGUGACAGGGCAGUUUGCACAGACAGACAUGAGGACACACAAGAUUUUAUUCAUCUCUCUGCUGGGCCUGAUACUGCUGCUAACGGCCUCCACCAUCCAGGCAGAAGACCCCCAAGAUGAACCAGACAAGGCAACAGAGGGACAGGGGGACGCAUCAGCGGAGACAUCAGAGGACACCUCGGAGGAAACAGAUGAGGAGCCAAAGAAGGAGAAGACAACAGAUAUAGAGGAAGACAAAGAUGUUUUGGUUCUGCACAUCAACAACUUCGAUAGAGCUCUCAGCGAGAAUAAGUUUUUACUGGUUGAGUUCUAUGCUCCCUGGUGCGGCCACUGCAAACAGUUUGAGCCAAUUUAUGCUGAGGCUGCAGGAAAGCUGAAGGAUGAGGAAACAGGCAUGCGUUUGGCCAAAGUGGACGCCAUCGAGGAGAGAGAGCUGGCUGAUGAGUUUGAGGUCGGAAGCUUUCCAACUCUUAAGAUGUUCAUGAAUGGAGACCGGAAAAAGCCUGUGGACUACUCCGGUAAAAGAUCAGUAGUGGGAAUAAUUCAGUGGAUGAAGCGCCGCACCGGUCCUGGCGCUCCCAAUCUUGACUCUGUUGAUUCUGCAGCAGAGUUCAUCAGCACCCACAACAUCUCUGUUGUAGGAUUCUUCAGUAGUUUGGAAAGUGAAUCUGCCAAGGUUUUUGAGGAAGUUACCUUUGAUUUGACAGACGUUGAGUUCGGAGUUACUGCAAACCCUGAAGUGUUUAACAAGUACGAUGUGAAAUCGGAUUCAGUGGUGCUCUUUAAAAAGUUUGACGAUGGCCGAGAAGACUAUGUGUGGUCAGAAGAAGAGAAACUAGACACACACAACCUGACCUCCUUCAUCAAGGAAAACAGCCUGCAGCUCAUUAUCCCAUUUAGCCCAGAGGUAGCAGACAAGAUCUUUACCUCCCGUAUCCGCUUACACACCCUGCUGUUCAUCAACUCCACAGUAACGAGUCAGAUGGAGUUGGUGGAGGAGGCCAAACCUGUCGCAAAAGAGUUUAAGGGCAAGAUGCUGUUCAUUCUGAUUAAUGUGACUCAGGCCAUGUCACAUGUGCUUAAUUACUUUGGAGUAUCAGAAAAGGAUGCUCCCACAGUCAGGAUCAUGAACAUGGAAACACAAAAGAAGUUCAGCAUCUCCUCUGCAGGUUUUACAGCAGAUUCGCUACGGCAGCUGUGUAAGGAAGUGGUUGAAGGAGCUGCAAAGCCUUACUAUCGUUCUGAGGAAAUCCCAGAGGACUGGGACAAAGGACCAGUUAAAGUUCUUGUGGGCAAGAAUUUCAAAUCUGUGGCCCUAGAUCCAACCAAAAACGUCUUUGUUGAGUUUUAUGCUCCAUGGUGUGCACACUGCAAGGAGCUGGCUCCUAUUUGGGACCAAUUGGGAGAGAAAUAUGCAGAUCAUGAAAAUAUCAUCAUAGCAAAGAUGGACGCCACAGUCAAUGAAGUGGAGUUCCUUGACAUUUCUGGAUAUCCAGCCAUCAAAUAUUUCCCAGCUGAAGAUAAAGAGAUUGUUGACUACACCGGAAAAAGGGAUCUUGAAACAUUGUCCAAGUUCUUAGACAAUGGAGGAGUUUUGCCAGAGGAGGAAAGUGGUGAGGAUGAUGAUGAUGAUGAUGAUGAUGACGAAGAAGAGGAUGCUGAAGAGGGUUCAGAUAGUAAAGAAGAGGAAAAAACUGGUGACCAGAGCAAGGAAGUAGACGAGUCUUCAGAGGUUCCUGGAAACAAAACGUCCAAAGACGAGCUGUAAUCAUUCUAAACAACAAUUAAGAUCAAGCAAUCUUCUUUCAGUUUUCAUAAUAAAAAACAACUUAUAAAUCG